AUGUCUAAGAAGACCCCCCAGUGUUCGGCAGCAGAUCAGUCGGAGCACGAUCAGCCUCACUGUCAAGUGGACCGGUCCUCAGACGCAGCUCCGGGCUGUAGGAACAAGACUGGAUCAGGUCAGAGGAACGAAGAGACGGCCUCAUCUUCCCCGGAGAGCGGCAGCACCAACGGAGAUGGGAAGCGCAGUGGCAAGAGCCGCCGCCGCAAGAAACGCUCCUCGAAUCCUGAGGGCAGCUCUGAGGAGAAGGCCAACAGCGAGACCAAGAGUCUGGAGAAGCCUCAGAAGAAGGCCAAGCAGCCGUCUGAGCCCCGAGCCGCUCUGAUCGGCCUGCAGUCCGAGUGUGGCAACGUGUGGUUUGAACGCAGCCUCUACGAGCGGGCCGAGAGCCUCUACCAGUGCUGGUUGGCUGGUUCCUCCAAUGGAACCACCCAGUCGAACCAGUCACCUCCGGCUCCGAGCAAACACCCAAACUCUCCACCAACCGCGGCUCCAUCUGUCUCUGGAGCGGUUUGCCCCCACGGGGAUCAGGUGGCCUGUCACCAGACGACCUUUGACCCAGCAGAGCACCGCCUCGCCCAAGAAUCUGCUCAGCCGUCCGCUCCAAACUCUCUGGACCUCCCGUCCCCGCCCGACCGCUCCACCGCACCCAGAACUCCUGACGAAGGAUAUCAAUCUCUGACGCCGACCCCUGCGACCCCUGCGACCCCUGUGACCCCUGUCCUCCAGCAGGCAGCCGUCACGCCAACCAGUCGACAGUCGAUUAACGGCCUGCCUCGCUUCCCGGUGGAGCUGCUUGGAGAGGUGUGGCUGGAGAAACCUCUGUACGACCGCGCUGAAGCCGCCUUCUACCAGAAUCUAUACGGCAACAAUUCCUCCAAGCGCUCCAGCUGCGCCUCCUCCUCCAGGAACAGCGAGCACCCUCAAAGCCUUGUGGAGGAGGAAGAGGAGGAGGAGGAAGCGGUGGAGGAGGAAGAGGAGGAGGAGGAGGAGGUAGUUGAGGAAAAACGUGUGGUCCAGCCGGGGAAAGCGGAAAUCUUUCAUGCCCUGCACCCGAUCCAAGAAGAGGAGGAGCCAGCCGAGGUCCCGGAGAAGGAAGAGGCGUCGGGGGUGGGAGGGGUCUGCCACUUCCUCCACCCAGACAGCGAGCGGGUGUGGCUGGACAAGUGGCGGUAUGACGCUGCCGAGAGCCGCUUCCAUGGCUUCAGUGGAGAUAAAGCCGUGGUGGUGGGGACGAAGGGUCGGAGGCCAGAAGCCGACGCCUCAUCAGCCUCCACGGCUCCACUGGGGGACAAGUAUGAGCAAACUGGGAGACGGAGCCGCUCCAGACGUCUCAGUUCAUCUUUCUUUGAUUUUUCUCUUCACGCCAUCGUGUGUUUCCCCCUUUUUUUGAUUUUUUUUUUUUUUGAAUGUUUGAUUUUUAAAGUUGUCACCAUGAACUUUCUGGCCCAGGAGAAGAUCUGGUUUGACAAACCUCGCUACGACGAGGCAGAGAGACGCUUCUAUGAAAACAUGAACGGCUCCUCACAACCAGCACAGGACGCGGGAGCGAACAGCAUUCUGCAGGACAUCGCACGAGCUCGGGAAAACAUCCAGAAGUCUCUCGCUGGACUGAAGACAGCACUGUGUCAGAGAGAGUCGGCUCAACCUUCCAUGAGCCAACAGCCAAAGUUUGUAAGUGCCAGCAGACCUGGUGUGGAAGCUUCUCCGCUGCCAAACACUUUGUCCCUGCUCCACCUUGAGUUCACUAGAGUUAGCACCACCAGCACCAGUACCACCAGUACCACCAGCAGCAGCGGUGCAGCAGCUGAUCAAGGAGAAGUCAUCUCUCGCGUCAACAGCCUGGAGCUGGAGAACCAGAGCCUACACAAAGUGGUCGACAACUUGCGGGCGGCACUUUCCAAACUGGAAUGUCGAGUUGCAGUUCUGGAGAAAUCUCCUGUGACCGCGGCUCCUGCUCCUUCAGUCCCUUACACAAACGGCACUUCUGUCCAGCAGAAGACCAGCACCCCAGUUGAAGAGGAAGAGGAGGAAGAGGAGGAGGAGGAUGAUGACGACAUCGACCUCUUCGGCAGUGAUGACGACGAAGAGGCAGAGAACCUGAAACAACAGAGAUUGAAAGAGUACGCGGAGAAGAAGUCCAAGAAGCCCACCCUCAUCGCCAAGUCCUGCAUCUUAUUGGAUGUCAAACCUUGGGACGAUGAGACGGACAUGGGGAAGCUGGAGGAGUGUGUGCGCUCGGUCCAGGCCGACGGUUUGUUAUGGGGCACGUCCAAGCUGGUUCCUGUGGGCUACGGCAUCAAGAAGCUGCAGAUCACGUGUGUGGUGGAGGACGACAAGGUGGGGACGGACUUGUUGGAGGAGGAGAUCACCAAGUUUGAAGACUUUAUCCAGAGCGUCGACGUCGCUGCUUUCAACAAGAUCUAAUCCCGCUCUGUCUUUUUGUUUUCGUCUUUUGUCACGCCUGGUUUCUCUGCUUUGUGUCAACGGUUAAUAAAAACAAUAAUUAAAACACAA
Molecule: messenger RNA, 2517 nt
Organism: Pleuronectes platessa (European plaice)
Lineage: Eukaryota; Metazoa; Chordata; Actinopteri; Pleuronectiformes; Pleuronectidae
Exons: 10
Coding region: 1-2427 (808 amino acids)
Biological process (GO): translational elongation
Cellular component (GO): eukaryotic translation elongation factor 1 complex; cytosol
Molecular function (GO): guanyl-nucleotide exchange factor activity; translation elongation factor activity
Source: RefSeq, a predicted model, not a curated record